This is a messenger RNA of Prorocentrum cordatum, 1260 nucleotides long. NCBI's taxonomy places the organism in Eukaryota, Dinophyceae, Prorocentrales, Prorocentraceae. The record is from the annotation of a GenBank genome assembly.
AUGGGGCUUCUUGGAGGAAAUAGUGUCACGAUGUGCAGGUGGAGCCUCGUUUCCUCGCGCGCGGGGUCCGCACGUAGCCAUUUUGGCUCAAGGGCAGCGCUCCGCCGAGGUCCUUCGGCUGCACGGUGGACACUUGCUCAGUUCUGGCGAAAAGAUGCCGUGGGUACCGCUGGUGCUUGCCAUGAGCUUGGCCGCGGCCGUGCCGGCGGGCGCCGAGGGGGACGAGACGUGCGCGGCCGACGGCACGGGCUGCGUGGAGCUGCCGGUGUACCCCGCGUGCGAGCACAGCUGCGGCUGGCAGAGGUGCAUCGGCACGAACAGCGGGAACACCGAGCAGAUCUGGCCCGUGUGCCCCACGGCCCAGACGGCUGUAGGAAUUGCAAGGAUAGAGAGGAGAGGUGCCCGCAGUUCGCGCGAGCCUAUCAGGGGCUCGGGUGCGAGGACAACCCGUCGUACAUGAUCGACGUGUGCGCCCACUCGUGCAACACAUGCCACUUGAAGGACUUCGCAGCACGGUGUAAGCACCUCGUGGACAUGCCCGAAUCCCUGGAACCAGGAACCAUAAAUCAGACCUUUCAGCGCAUGCGCAGCAUAAAGGGCCUUGACGUGGAGAUUCUGAGCGAAGAUCCGUGGAUUGUCAAGUUUCCUAAGUUCCUGACCGAUGAAGAGAUAGACUUUCUCAAAGACGCGAAUACCCGGGGGCCGUGGGAGGAAGCUUCCGACACUGGCGCGCUGGACGAGCAUGGAAGGCGUAAAAAAGUUUUCUCGAGUGGCAGGAAGACGGAUGUGGCCUGGUGCAACUGCCAAUGCCAAGAGCAUCCUGUUGGCAAGCGGCUCGUAUCCCGCAUCAGCGAAAUAUUGCGAGUCCAUCCUCAUUACAUGGAGUCAAUGCAGUUUUUGCGGUACGGGAAGGGCAUGUAUUAUCGUGCGCACCAUGACGCAGCGGCAGUACGCAGGCGUGACGACCCAGGAAACGUGAACAAGCAUCGAAUCUACACGUUCUUCAUGUACCUGAACGAUGUGACCAAAGGUGGGGGCACCCGGUUUCCUAGUCUUGAUUUAGAAAUUCAGCCUGAGCGUGGUUCUGCGAUCUUGUGGCCGUCGGUGCAUAACCACGAUCCGUGGGAAGUGGACCACCGGACAAGGCACGAGGCAUUGGAGGUUGAGGACGGCGAGAAAUUGUCGAUGAAUUUGUGGUGGCAUUUGGGCCCCCAUGCUCUGGCGCACUACAUCGGCUGCUCUGGCGCGCCCAUCCGUUGA